Penaeus vannamei (Pacific white shrimp) is the source of this 1465-nucleotide messenger RNA. NCBI's taxonomy places the organism in Eukaryota, Metazoa, Arthropoda, Malacostraca, Decapoda, Penaeidae. The record is from RefSeq and is a predicted model, not a curated record.
CCUCUGGGGGCCUUUCCAUAACUGGGAGGGGGCUUUGGGAGGUCUCUGCGGGGUGUUGCUCAAUCAACAGUUCUAGGAAGUUUGCUGCGGGGACUUAAAUGGAUGAAAAGGGAUUUUUGCUCUAAGAAUCCGCUCUUGUUUGUGUGCCUCAUGCGACUGACCCGGUCUGCAGUGUACACAAUGUUGCAAACUCAUGCAGAAAAAGACCGCAUUGUCACCUCUCUCCCUCCACCUUUCAUACGCCAAGCGACUCCUUAUAAUCAGGAUGACUUUGACGAAGCUGUUAAGAAUGCAGCCAAUGCAAACUGUACACUUCAAGCUGGACUCAAGAUAUCGAAGAUGAUUGUGCUUGGAGAUGUUGCUACGGGCAAGACUUGUUUGGUUAACAGGCUGGUCGAGAUGAGCCCAAUUUUGGGAAUUCCCUUUAAUUUACAGAUAUGGGAUACCGCAGGUCAGGAGAGGUUUAAAUGCAUAGCUGCAUCCUAUUACAGAGGUGCUCAUGCUGUGAUGGUUGUGUUUGAUGUGACAAACGUUGUGACUCUGGCACACACGGCUCAGUGGCUUGAGGAGGCACGAGAGGCAAAUAUCAAUAGCUGUCCUUUGGUCUUUCUUGUGGGAACAAAACGAGAUCUUAUGAGCGAGGGAGCCUACAACCAGAUUGAAGCACAGGCUCGCCGUGUAGCCCAUGGUCUUGGGGCUGAGUAUUGGGCUGUGUCAUCUAAGACGGGAGAUAAUGUGGAAGCCCUGUUCAUGCGGCUGGCUGCGCUAACCUUCAACCGUGAUGUUUUGCAAGAGGUGAAAGGCUGUGACACUCGCAAAUCCUCUGGGACUGUCAAAAUUGGUGAACGGCUGGAUGAUACAUAUGAGACAGCUAAGAAGUCGAAGUGUGCUUCAGGGCACUGCAACAAGUGAUAAGAUAUGAAAUGGUAAUUAUUCUCACAAUGACUAUUUUGUCAUAUGAUAUGUAGUUUGUGAGAUGAUUUAUUCCAAAUGCUAAAUUGUCGUUUAGUAAAAAGGUUGCUGAUAAUUUUACAAAAUAUAUUACUAUCUAUUAUGUAACAUAUAUACAAACACAUACACGUAUAUUUUAUGCAUUUUGAGGUUGAAGUUAUUACUAGUAUAUCUGAAUAACAAGCUUCCUGAAGUAUGGUGCUGUCCAAUGAAUAACACAAUGAAAGAAGCACAACGUUUUUUACUUUCAUUUUUUGACUACUUCACUUCCCUAUGUGUUAAUGUAGCUGGCUCUUUGUAAAUCACAUCAAGUGACGGGUAUGGAAUCACCGAGCUAGUGCUACCUCAUGGGUAAUUUAUAGGUAUACUGGGAUGACUUGUUAUGGAAGGCUGGCCAGGGUUGUGUCUGAAAUUAACAGUUUGUAAGACCGGCUUUUCUUUAGAAGGCUAUGUGAUUUUUAAGUUUAAUUCUCUCUCUCUCUCUCUCUCUCUCUCUCUCUCUCUCUCUCUCUCU